Messenger RNA from Schistosoma intercalatum, 3002 nucleotides. NCBI's taxonomy places the organism in Eukaryota, Metazoa, Platyhelminthes, Trematoda, Strigeidida, Schistosomatidae. The record is from the annotation of a GenBank genome assembly.
UUGAAUUUCACACUUUAAAUUUAAUUGUAGUGUUUUUAUGCAUUAUUACUAUUAUAAUAAUGUUGAAUUUUGAGGAGAAUGUAAUAAUUAAUGAUGAAAAUGAUAUUGGAUCUGAUCAAGAGACAAAUUGCUCUUAUUCAGAACAUUCUAAUCGAACACCAUCUAUUGAAAUAGCAUCCAUGUCAUCGACAAUAUCAACAUUGAAUACUAUAGAUCAUGCUUUAAUAUCAACAAAAAUUAUCGAUAAUUCUUGUAAUAAACAAGAACAGUUGAUGAAUUUAUUAAAUUCCGACUUUUUGUCUUGCUCAUUUUGUCAUGCAAAUGAUAAUGUAAUAAAGCUUCUUCCGUGUUUACAUACAGUCUGUCAAAGUUGUGCUAUUUCGUUACGUAACCAUUCAAAGAGUAAGGAUAAUUCACCAAUAAAAUGUAAAGCUUGUCAUAUGGCUGGUUUGAAAUUACAAGAACAAUAUGAUCCUCAUAAUAAUAAUAAUAGUUUUAUUAAUGAAACACUAAAAAAUAACUAUAACGAUGAGAAAUAUUCGACAGUUCAACCUGGCAUUAGCUCAACUACUGACUCAAACUGUGUAUUAGAAACGGAGGAAACAAUUACAGUGGAUGAAUUACAAUUUCCAAAUGCAAUAUUUAUUGAAAAACUUCGAGAUUUAGCAAAUUUAUUACAAAAAGAUACAAUACGUAAAUGUGAUUAUUGUAUGUUUGAAAAUCAAAAUUCAGAAGCUCAAUUCAGAUGUAUUGAAUGUGGUGAUAAUCUAUGUGAACCAUGUGCACAAGCUCAUAAACGAACUAGAAUAACACGACUUCACACUCUGCUUUCAUAUGAGGAUAUUUUAGUAAACGGAUAUUUGCUACGCAUGAGAGAGGCUCCACCUACUCAAUGUACCGAUCAUGAAUUCUCUGAGCUUAACACAAUUAAUUCCAAUGAGAAGACUAUAGGUAAUAAUCAGAAAGUAUCAGAUAACACAGUCAGAACUAAUUCUACUACUGUUGAUUUUAAUAGUAAUAAGGGUAAAACUAUUAUUGGUCACCGUUGUAAUUGGCCAUCACCAUCAGCUUGUUUUUACUGUAAACCAUGUAAAGAACAUGAAAAUCAUGUUGUAUUAUCAUUGGAAAAGGCUGUUCAUGAUGCUAAACUUGAAAUUAAUAAGCAAAUUGAUCGAGUUAAACGGAACAAUUCACAAUUCGAAGAUUAUUUACGUCAUGUAAUUAAAUACGGUCAUGAACUUGCUGAAACAGAAUUGAACAUAACUAAUCAAAUUCAAAAUAGAGCUGAACAAUUGAAAAACGAAAUUGAUCAAAUAGCUAAUAAACUAACCAAUCAAAUUGACAAAGAAAUUGGGAAUGAAAUGAAGCUAAUUGACCAAUGUGCAGGGUCCCUGUACCCAUUAAUUGCCCAAUGUGAAGUAGCCUGUCGAUAUGCUAAUGCAUUGAAGGAUUUCGGAAGAGCAGAAGAGGUACUUUUCUGUUUUGAUCAAGUAAACGAACAACUGAGCUAUUUGGGACAAAAGAAAAUUGAAUAUUUAGGAGCACGUAUAAAAACAUAUUUCAAAAAUGGCGGUUAUAGUUAUUGUGAAGAUGGGAUAGAAACAAAAAGUCAGACAUUCAAUUCAUCAUAUUUAUUCGGAAGUAUUGAAUCUGAAAAAAUUGCAGAGGAAUUUUCAAAAAAUGAAAUUAUCAAUCGUUCAGCUAUUCAUAAACAAAAUGAACUUAAAUUAGAGCUUAGUAAUAUAUAUUUAAAUCCUGAUCAAAUAUCAGUCGGUGUAAAUACUAGUCCAAGAGAGCUAGAAACAUUAACUAGUUAUCAUGAAGAUAAUCGAUUUAAUAAUAAUGAUAAUGAAUUAAAUUUACUUAUUUCAGGUAAUCGUUUCAAAACAAAUGAAAGCUUCUUAACACCAAGAAAUGGUUAUACAUCUGAUAAUAUGAAACAGAAAUCAAUGAUUAAAGAACACUAUAAUCUAUCCAAAUGUCAAGUAACCAAUGAAUUAGAAUUUGAUGCAAGAGUUAGUACUGAUUUACGUGAUGUUUGGCCUACUGGAUUAGUUGUAAAUCAAUCGAAUGGAGACAUUUAUGUUGUGGAUAGAGAUAAUUCUAGAAUCAAGCUUUUUACCCAUGACGGAACAUUUAUUUCAAGUUUAGGUGAUACAGGUGAAAUGACUGACCGACUUAUAAGUCCAUUUGACAUUACACUAUCAUCCAGUCGGGGAAUUAUAUUUGUAUCAGACUAUCAACGAGAUGAGAUUCGACUAUUCAGCUUCGAUGGACGUUCACAGGGUACAUUAACAAAAAAUAAACUUAAACAUCCACGUGGAGUAUGUUAUGGUAUUGGAUUAUUGGCUGUUGUUGAAAGUCGACGUCAUCAUAUUAGUCUUUAUGACAUCCGCUGUGAUACUAAUUCACCAGUACAUCAAAUACCUGUUGAUAAAGGAUUAGCUGGAGAAGAAGAUAAUUCAAACAAAUUUAUUUUUAACAGUCGAACUGCGCUUACUGAACCGUAUUAUGUUGAAUUUGUUGAUGAUGGUGGAGGAUGCUUAGGUGUUACUGAUUGGGCUGCUCCAAGUGUCAAGUUGUACUCAUUAAAGACUGGUUCUUUUCUAUCUUCUAUAGGUGGUUAUGGUACAACAAAUGACAAUAUUUUACAACCUUAUGGAAUAUGCUAUGCUCCAUGGACUAGAUCAUUUCUAAUUGCUGAUCAUGUUAAUCACCGUAUACAAUCAUGUCAAAUUAAACAUAUCAAUGAAAAUGAUAAUACUAUUCUGACAAAUGAUUUCAAUAGAUCAACAAAACAAACCAAUGGAUUGAAUCAAAUCCAUGUUAAUGGACAUAAAACCACUUCUAUUAAUUUAUCUUCAUUGAAACCGAUUGCUGAAAAGGGUACACAUUCAAUAUGGCAUCCAAUGGCUAUUACUACAGAUAUACAACGUAAACGAAUAAUUGUAACAGAAGCAUUAGGCAAUGUUAAAGUAUUAAAAUCAAUGGAAACAAUUUAA